Messenger RNA from Manis pentadactyla (Chinese pangolin), 923 nucleotides. It is a transcript of the gene GNG3, whose product is annotated as G protein subunit gamma 3. Gene Ontology annotation, cellular component: heterotrimeric G-protein complex. Gene Ontology annotation, molecular function: G-protein beta-subunit binding. The record is from RefSeq and is a predicted model, not a curated record. The transcript has 4 exons. Lineage: Eukaryota; Metazoa; Chordata; Mammalia; Pholidota; Manidae. Gene Ontology annotation, biological process: G protein-coupled receptor signaling pathway. The coding region runs from base 331 to 558 and encodes 75 amino acids.
CUCUUCCUCGGAGUUCUCACAGUGCAAUACGUAGAAGGUCUUGGCAGACUGCACCUUCUAUUUGUAUGUCUAUUCACCCCAAAUAAGAUCCUUCAGAGGGUACCAGCCGUCUGGGCAGUGCUUGAGCUGCAGAUACUGGGACCAGCCUUCCACGGACCUCUGACCUGACGGUCCCCAGUGACCUUCCCUGUAUUAGCUGCUUCUCCUGCUGCAUCAGAUACUUUCAGCUGCAACUCCCUGCAAGGUGGGGCACCACCUCAGGCAGAAGGUUUUGGUGCACCUCACUGAUUCUACUUCUCCAGGGCUGCUGCUGCUGCCUGUGGCCUCAGGAUGAAAGGGGAUACCCCUGUGAACAGCACUAUGAGUAUUGGGCAAGCCCGCAAGAUGGUGGAACAGCUUAAGAUUGAAGCCAGCUUGUGCCGGAUAAAGGUGUCCAAGGCAGCAGCAGACCUGAUGACUUACUGUGAUGCCCACGCCUGUGAGGAUCCCCUCAUCACCCCUGUGCCCACUUCGGAGAACCCUUUCCGGGAGAAGAAGUUCUUCUGUGCCCUCCUCUGAGCUGCCCUGUCCCUCCUCACAGCUCUUCACCUUUCCCUCUCCUGGGACCUCCCUUAGGUCAGUACUGUCCUGGGCCCCUGAGGGUCCUGCCCCUUCCCUAGCCCUUGCCCAACCUGUGAGGUUAACUGAAGCACAAAGCCCUCCCUCAACUGUCGACCCCAUUUCCUAGCCCACUGGGUCCCACCCCAAGUACCCCGUGACUAAGAGCAGGCACCCUUAGCUCCACCCACAGAAGGGCCGUCAGACUGCCAGCAUCCAGCCCACUCCCUCUGUGACCCGUACGGACAAUGGAGAGAGGGGUGGGCCGGGUUCUUGCUUUCAGUCUCACCUGGAGCUACUCGAAGGGUUAAGCCAUUUGAAGAAUA